AUACCUCCUCUACUUUUCUUCUCAGAGACUAUUCCUUAAUGAUUAUCUUCUUCCUCAACCUCUCCCUUGCUCUGAAAUGGAAUCAUCGCUACCAGCAGCACAAUCACCCAAAUUUCCAUCGUCUCCGUCCACUACCACUUCCUCCACCGGUAACUGCUACAACUGUUGAGGCCCUACCUCCUUUGUGCCACCUCCCCAAUCCCCUACCGGUUGGCUGGAACUAUCGCCUCCCCAAAACUACAGAGGAAUCUGGGCUCCAACUAUUAAUCUACCUCCUAAUAACAACUCCGAAGUGAUCAUCCUUGCCCCUG
Messenger RNA from Rubroshorea leprosula, 311 nucleotides. NCBI's taxonomy places the organism in Eukaryota, Viridiplantae, Streptophyta, Magnoliopsida, Malvales, Dipterocarpaceae. The record is from the annotation of a GenBank genome assembly.